Molecule: messenger RNA, 3200 nt
Organism: Vollenhovia emeryi
Lineage: Eukaryota; Metazoa; Arthropoda; Insecta; Hymenoptera; Formicidae
Product: organic cation transporter 1-like
Exons: 9
Coding region: 51-2093 (680 amino acids)
Biological process (GO): transmembrane transport
Cellular component (GO): membrane
Molecular function (GO): transmembrane transporter activity
Source: RefSeq, a predicted model, not a curated record
GUCGUGGUCAAACUGUUGAGACACGGCAGAGUCGCGGCAUCGCCGGAAAGAUGAGCUCGAUCGACUUCGACGAGGUGCUGGUACACGUGGGAGAGAAGGGCCGAUACCAGAACAUCAUGUACUACUUGCUGUGCAUACCCGCCACCCUGCCGGCCGCCUUCUUGGCGUUCUCGCAAGUGUUCGUGAGCGCCUCGCCAGAGCACUGGUGCAGGAUACCGGAACUGGAGAACCUGACGGAUCUGAUGUCGUUGGAGGAGCGGAAGGCGCUCUCGCUGCCGUACUCGGUCAAGCCCGACGGCAGGAGGGUUUAUUCCAAGUGUCAUAUGUACGAUGUGAAUUACACGGAGAUAAUUGAUUCGUGGCUCGAAGGCGCCAAUCUGUCCAACACCACCGACAGCCCGUCGCUGACCACGUCUCCGUCGUUUGAUUCACCGUCGACCCGAUUGCCAUCGCCGCCGGUCAGUAGCCCCGACUGGCCGAUCGCCGAGUGCCGGUACGGGUGGAACUACGAUACCAGGGACUACGACAGCACCCUCGUGACCGAGCUAGACCUGGUAUGUGACAACAGCUGGUGGCCUUCCACGUCGACGACAUUUUUCUACGUGGGCAGCCUCUUCGGCAACGUCGUGUUCGGCUGGAUCGCGGACAAAUGGGGCAGAAGGACGGCGUUUUUCGCCAUUCUGUUUCUCGAAGUGAUAUUCUCCAUCGCUACGAGCUUCAGUCCGAACUACGUCAUCUAUACGGCGCUGAGGACCGUGAAUGGUCUCUUUUUUCCUGCCAUUUAUCAGAUACCUUUCAUACUUGCUCUCGAGUUAAUGGGACCGAGAUACCGAACGUUUGCUGGGAUGGUGAUCUGCAUGUUUUUCGCCACGGCGAUGUCCCUCCUGGCGCUGCUGGGUUACUUGUUAAGACACUGGUAUACCCUGUCGUUAGCCACAUCGGUGCCUUUCAUUCUUCUCUUCGGUCUCUACUGGAUCAUCCCCGAGUCACCGCGAUGGCUUCUCAGUAAGAAUAGAAUAGACGAGGCGGAAGCGAUCGUUCAACAAAUGGCAAAGAUCAACGGCAAAACAGUGCCCGCGAACUUUCUCAGAAAAAUGGAGAUAGAAAUAUUAAAGAGGCAAGGGGUAUCGUGUAACGGUAGGAAUUCCAACGACGUGGAGGGCGAGAACAGGACGCCGCCGCCGUCCGCGACGCCCAUGGACCUGAUCACAAAUCCAAACAUCAGGAAGAAAUUCUUCAUUCUCGCUUUCGAUUGGGUGGCGAACGCGGUGGUGUACAACGGGCUGUCCUACAACACGACUAAUCUAGGUGUCUCCGAUUACCUGGCUUUCUUCAUUGGAGGAAUCGUGGAGAUUCCGUCGUACUUUAUUACGUGGUACGCAAUGGACAGAUUAGGCAGGAGAUGGGUACUGUGCGCUACCAUGAUGCUGGGUGGGCUCGCUUGUGUGUCCUGCAUGUUCGUGCCCGAAGACGCGGUCUGGGUGACGGUGAGCCUGGCGAUGAUCGGCAAAUUCGGCAUCGCUGCGUCGUUCGCCGUCUUCUACGUCUUCGUCGGCGAGCUGCUGCCGACCGUACUAAGGUCCCAGGCGAUGGGCAUAGCCUCCUUCAUCGCCGGUAUCGGCCUCCUCACCUUCCCCUACAUCGUUCAUUUGGCGGUCUACUCGAGAGUCUUACCCCUGAUCGUGAUGGGAUCGCUGAGCGUCGCCGGCGCUCUCACUUCCAUAUUCCUGCCGGAGACGCUCAAUAUCCACCUGCCGCAGACGGUCGAGGAGGGCGAGCUCUUCGGGGCUGAUUUCAAGCUGUGGUCCUGUCCGACGAUACCAAAGAAAAGUUCAAGCAAGUCCGAGUCCGUGCCGUUGAGGUACUUAGUGAACGGCGGACCGGGUAGUCGCUCGUCUACCUCGAAAGUCGCGUCGCAGGAAGGCGCGACUACGUCGGAGGGCGAGAAGCCAGCUGCCGUGCUGCCCUCGAAGGAAGAAGAGGCGAAGAACUUAAGCGCACCAAAGGCGGAGGAGCUGACGAAUAUCGAGGUCGUCGGGCCGAAGACGGCUAGCGCGGUGGUGGAAGUGACCGUGUGCCGGAAGUCGCAAUGAGACAGGACGGAAUAACGAACAGUAUCUUAUAAUUAACUCUUUACAACGUUGUAUCAUAAUUACCAGUGUAGACACGCAUUGUAUUUAUUUUUCCAUUUAUUAUAAUGUACUUCCUUUGUAAAACCUGCCUGAGUUUGUCGACUAGCACGAUUCGUUCCCUGUUUUCUGUGCUGCUGAAGAGUGCUUCCGACUCGUCGUCGUUGUGUGCGUGUACAUUGCGUGUGAUUGAUACGCCGUACGAGGAUUAACGUCCGGGAUCUGCGAGAACUCCGGAGUGUAACGCUAUACUUUUUUUAUUUGUUCGGUUAGACGUCGAUUUUACAUUUGUCCUUAUUAAGAUUUUGUUGUGAUUUCAAUUAGUUUAAAUAAAAUAUGUUAAUAUCUAUUGAGACGGUUAACCGUCUGGGAAACCUUGCAUGAUCGAUAUUUUCACGUUCUAUAGCGAGAGCAAAGAUAUGGAUGCAGUUCGAUUUUAACAUACUUAUAGGCGGAAUAAGUAGCAAAUUAUACAGGCGGUCAGACAGUCACCAAGGAGAACUUGGCAGUCGCCUGUUUCUGUUUGAAUGACGUUUUGAGCAAUCCGCGAUCUCCUCGUUUCUCAUCCUUGAAUUUUAAGGACCGACUACUCCCACAGCCGUUAAAAUAAUCAUCGUUGAAUUACUUUGUCUUAAAAUUCCACGAUAACUAAUACAAAAUGCGUGAAAUUGUUCACAUCCAAGCCGGCCAAUGCGGCAAUCAAAUUGGCGCCAAGGUUAGUAUCCCUAAAAAAAUAUAAUACGACAAUGUCAAUCUCGAUUAGUUGAUUUGGUGUAAUAUCUACAUCACAUUUAAGUAUAGCGCAUAUUAUGUUUUAAAUAAAUAUCUAUAAAAAACUUGUAUAAAAUUUAAUUUAUCUUUUAAAACAUUAAUUAGAAACGCCACUUGAUUAAAUAUACGACGCUCUUAUCACGAUCAAUUUUUUUUCGAUUGGUGAUUCAUAUAUUUCUGUCUUUUCUAUUGCGUUAACACAUCUUUUCUCAGCGUUUAAUUCUAAUUUAUUUGUUGUUAACCAUUUCGUAGUUUUGGGAGGUGAUUUCAGACGAGCACGGCAUCGAUUCGACCGGCACU